Messenger RNA from Striga asiatica, 369 nucleotides. The record is from the annotation of a GenBank genome assembly. Lineage: Eukaryota; Viridiplantae; Streptophyta; Magnoliopsida; Lamiales; Orobanchaceae.
AUGGCCGGAGAAGAUGCCGGAGGGGUCGGAGGGGAGGACGGAAGGGGAUGCAUGGGGCUAGGAAAAAGGAAAGAAAAAGAAAACAGAGAGGGAAAAAAGACAGGCCGGAGGCCAGGGCAAGCCGCCGGCGACGACAGCCGAAAAAAAAAGGUUAGGUGCCAAACACCGGUGCCCACUGUUGGGACCCAACCGAUGUCUCUAAAAUGCACUUCCACGAGUUCCCGACCCCCGACUUUUGAAAACCCGAAUCUCGGCCCAUAUGCCCCAACAAAAUUCCCGUCUCAGCUCAUUUUCUCGUUUUCCGCCACCAUCGACAUUCCUGACCUGUUCUAUGCGUUCGUGCAGAAUUUUUCGAAAAACGACAUAUGA